UAAUCGUUGAAGAUGAAAGGGAUUACUUGAUGUUUGAAAUUGUCAAAUGGAUUGAAAGGAAGGUGUUAGGGUUACGGCAGGAUUGGAUUAUACGGAAUGUGAAUGAAGUGGGAGUUUUCAUUCCCGUUCAAUUGGGACAUUUGGCCAUCCAAUGGCGUGGUCAGUUUGUUUGCACCGAUGUUCCUUCUUAUUAAAUGUGGUUUUGACCUUAUGAACUCUAAGACAUACUCUACUUCACUUCCUUAUGCUUUGGCUUAAACGCAGAUGGAUUUCUUAUCUUCUAAGAACGCAUUUUAUUGUUUUUCUUUUUUAUUCAACCACCUCCAGGUGGGGGAUUGAACCUUCGACCUUUUUGGUGAAGGUUCAUGUGCCUUACUUUGUUGACUUAUGCUUAGUUGGCCUUGAGCGUGAGCCUUCUUUUUGCUGCUUUUGAUGGGUGCUCCGAAGCAGAAAUGGACUAGUGAAGAAGAAGCAGCUCUGAAGGCUGGAGUUGUUAAGCAUGGAGCAGGAAAGUGGCGGACGAUACUUAAGGAUCCUGAAUUCAGCAGUGUACUCUAUCUUCGUUCAAAUGUUGAUCUCAAGGACAAGUGGAGAAAUAUGAGUGUCAUGGCUAAUGGCUGGGGAUCUCGAGAGAAGGCCAGGUUGGCACUUAAGAGAUUACAUGCUCCUAGAAAAGACGAGAAUGCUGUGGCUCCAAGUGUUGCUGCCCAAAGUGAAGACGAAUUGGCAGAAGCCAAGUCUGUUUCCCUUUCCUUGGAUAUCAAGCAGAUAACCGGUCCAAAGCGAUCUAAUGUAAGAAAGGAAGAGGAGGAGGAGGAAGAAGAAGAAGAAGAAAAAGAAGCAGAAAGAAUAGAAAGGGAUGCAAGAUAUGAUUGCCAUAGGUGGGAAAAAAGGCUGGACAAUCUUAUAAUUGAGGCCAUUACUACGCUGAGGGAACCCGGUGGCUCUAAUAAGACAAAGAUUACCUCGUAUAUAGAGGAUCAAUACUGGGCACCUCCAGACUUCAAGAGGCUGUUAUCAUCAAAAUUGAAGUUCUUAACGGCUAGUCGUAAACUGGUCAAGGUUAAACGAAAAUAUAGGCUUCCUUCUGUGGCGCCUUCAGAGAGAAGGAGCUCUAUGUUAUUGUUGGAAGACCAGCAAAGAGCUACUGUAAGAGCUGACAAGGAUGAAAUGUGUAUUCUUGCGAAAGCUCAAAUCGACCUCGAAUUAGCAAAGAUGAGAACCAUGACUUCCCAAGAGGCAGCGGCAGCUGCUGCCCGAGCAGUUGCUGAAGCAGAAGCAGCAAUUGCAGAAGCUGAAGAGGCAGCUAGGGAAGCCGAGGCAGCUGAGGCUGAUGCAGAAGCUGCCCAAUCAUUUGCAGAAGCUGCAAUGAAGACACUGAAAGGAAGAAAUCUCCCGAAGAUGUCUUUUUCCCUUGUCAGCAGAUGAUCCGGGUUUGAUGGAAAGCCAAAACUGAUUAGAAGAGUUAUGGAGCUGUUGAGUAAAUGGAUGGACAUGUUUUGGGCUUGCUAUCGAUGAUUAGCAUUAUAACCAAACUCUCUCCCACCGUUUUUUGGGCAAGUCGAGGAACAGGGUCAUAUCAUAUCUAAGCAGAAGAGCUAGGAAAAUUCUGUGGGUUUGGUUAAUUAGUUAGUUGUAGUUGAAUGUAAAAAAUGUUAAUUGUUUGUAGUGCAGGUAAAUCUGUGGGCUUUUUAUAUAUGCUCUCUCUGAUGUUAGUGAAUUAUUGCCAUUGUUUA
Messenger RNA from Cucumis melo (muskmelon), 1736 nucleotides. Its product is annotated as telomere repeat-binding factor 1. The record is from RefSeq and is a predicted model, not a curated record. Gene Ontology annotation, cellular component: nucleosome. Gene Ontology annotation, molecular function: double-stranded telomeric DNA binding. The transcript is spliced from 8 exons. Lineage: Eukaryota; Viridiplantae; Streptophyta; Magnoliopsida; Cucurbitales; Cucurbitaceae. Bases 433 to 1428 code for a protein of 331 amino acids. Gene Ontology annotation, biological process: nucleosome assembly.